This is a messenger RNA of Monopterus albus (swamp eel), 1168 nucleotides long. RefSeq names its product granzyme G-like. Lineage: Eukaryota; Metazoa; Chordata; Actinopteri; Synbranchiformes; Synbranchidae. Bases 18 to 776 code for a protein of 252 amino acids. Gene Ontology annotation, molecular function: serine-type endopeptidase activity. Gene Ontology annotation, biological process: proteolysis. The transcript has 5 exons. The record is from RefSeq and is a predicted model, not a curated record.
UGGACUGUGAUCUCGCCAUGUUCAUCCAUUGUAAACUGGCAAUACUGAUACUUGUGCUAUCUCUUGAUAGCCAAGUUCAUACAGGGAAAAUUAUUGGAGGCCAUGAGGCUGUGCCACAUAGCAGGCCAUACAUGGUGCUUGUGAAGCAGCACACAACUGAUGGUAAACCAAAGUACUGUGGUGGCUUCCUUCUGAAUGAGGACUUUGUGAUGUCUGCAGCCCACUGCCAAGCCAAGCACAUCUUUGUCUAUAUAGGAGCACACCGCUCUCCGAUCGAGAACAUACAACCUAUACCUGUGGACCAAACAUUUCCACAUAAGGCUUUCAAUGCAACCUCUUAUAAAAAUGACAUAAUGCUUCUUAAGUUGAGCUCCAAGGCACAUUUCAACAAAAACGUGAGACCCAUUGCUCUCGGAGACCACAGUGGUUUGCCAAAAGCAUGUAUUGUCUCUGGCUGGGGCAGGGAUAAUACUUCAGAAUUUAUGUCUGUCGUGCUCAAGGAAGUCAAUGUAACGCUCAUUGAUGAUAUCCGGUGCUCUAUGGAGAACAACUACUGCUCUAAGGGAGAGACUGGACCAGCUGAGGGAGACUAUGGUGGUCCAUUGGUCUGCGAAGAUGGAAAGGCAUAUGGGGUAGUGUCAAACUCAUUAAAACCACACUCAGGUGCCCCGCCAAUACAUUUUUAUUCUAAGAUCUCUCACUACAAAAGCUGGGUCACUUCGACCAUAAGAAAUGCGUGGAAAAGCUCUAAGUACGUAACGCUUGAUUUGGAUUAACAGUAUUUCAGUUUAUUUGUAAAACAUUGCAGAUCUUGAGAUUAUAAUUGCUAAUAUUGCCACUGAUUCCAUAUCAGUGGGGCCAUGAGACAAAAGUCUGGACUUGCUUGCUUUACACAGAUUAAAUCAAAACAUGCCUACGUUUGAUGAUGUCAAAUUAUGUAUGCCAUAAAAUUAACAUUUUUUGCAUAGAUUCAACACUGUUUAAUAGCUGUAAUAUCAACUGAAUGCUCUGUAGAAACUGUGUUGUGCUGUACUUGAAAACAACAUUGUAUGUAUUAAAGACAACAUUGCUUUGUGCAGCUUCUUUCUAACUUGAUCAAAUGUACCAUUAUACAUCAAACAAUAAACUGUUGCUCUUUCACAGUGUAUGCAUAUGAAUAAAAUUUAAA